Molecule: messenger RNA, 3300 nt
Organism: Diceros bicornis minor
Lineage: Eukaryota; Metazoa; Chordata; Mammalia; Perissodactyla; Rhinocerotidae
Gene: APBA2
Product: amyloid beta precursor protein binding family A member 2
Exons: 15
Coding region: 486-2714 (742 amino acids)
Biological process (GO): chemical synaptic transmission
Cellular component (GO): cytoplasm; plasma membrane; dendritic spine
Molecular function (GO): protein binding; amyloid-beta binding
Source: RefSeq, a predicted model, not a curated record
CGUCCGGGGCGCGCCCGCCGCUAUUCAGCUUCCCGGGCUCAUUAGCAGUCUCGGUGUGCGGCUCGGCGCGGGCUCACAAAGAGCUGCGGCGGCGGCCCCGCGCGCGGCCUCGCGGACCGAGCCGGCGGCGGCGGGGCGGGGGCGCCCGUCACCCGCGCAGCCCCGUGCCCAGGCCAGUCUCCAGAAGAUCUGAGCGUUGCUGAAUCUCGUGUGGACAAGCCAGCCGCCGAGGCCAGGACUGUCUUGCGGAUGGCUGAGAGUCCUCUCGGGCCUGGAGAUUCCAAAAAGAUUUCAUCACCAGGAGGUUUUUCGGGGCGUUAUCAAACCACUCAUUUUCGGUGAACACAUCCAUGUAACUACCACCCACAUGAAGAAAUAAAGCAUCACCAGAACCCAAGAAUCCCCCCCGGUGUCCCCUCCCAGCCACAAUCCCGCAUACCCAAAGUGGCUGCCUCCUGGUGAUGAUGGCCGCAUGAGCAUCCACCAUGGCCAACCGGAAGCAUCAGAGUACCGUGAGCAGCAUGCUGGACCACAGGGCGAGGCCGGGCCCUGUCCCCCAUGGCCAGGAGCCCGAAAGUGAGGAUGCGGAGCUGCCCCUGGAGGAGUACAUGCCCAAGGGCCUGGAGCUGGCUGCCCUGCGGCCGGAGAGCCCCACGCCUGCAGAGCAGGGGUGCCACGAUCACAGCCCCGACGGGGACUCCAGCUCCGACUAUGUGAACAACACCUCCGAGGAGGAGGACUACGAUGAGGGCCUCCCUGAGGAGGAGGAGGGCAUCACUUACUACAUCCGCUACUGCCCCGAGGACGACAGCUACCUGGAGGGCAUGGACUGCAAUGGGGAGGGUUACCUGGCCCAUGGCACGCGCCACCUGGAGACAGACGAGUGCCAGGAGGCGGUGGAGGAGUGGACGGACUCGGCAGGCCCUCACCCGCACGGCCAUGGGGACGAAGGCAGCCCGGACUACCAGGAUGGCCACCUCCCCAUCCCGGAGGACGAGGCUUCCGUCCUGGAGGCCCAGGACCAGGAAGAAGGCAUCCACUACUGUCCCAGUGAAGAGGGCUACCAGGAUUACUACCCCACAGAGGCCAACGGGAACGCAGGCACUACUUCCCCCUAUCGCCCAAGGCGUGGGGAUGGGGACCUGGAGGACCAGGAGGAGGACAUCGACCAGAUCGUGGCUGAAAUCAAGAUGAGCUUGAGUAUGACCAGCAUCACCAGUGCGGGCGAGGCCAGCCCCGAGCACGCACUGGUGCGGGGGCCUGAGCCGGGGCCCGGGGACUCCACAGAGGCCUGCCCACCCGGCGAGGCCAGCCACGGCCCCAGCAGACACGAGGGAAGGCCCAAGUCGCUGAACCUCCCUCCUGAGGCCAAGCACCCCGGAGACCCCCAAAGAGGCUUCAAGACCAAGACUAGGACUCCAGAGGAGAGGCCAAAGUGGCCCCAAGAGCAGGUUUGCAAUGGUUUGGAACAGCCGAGGAAGCAGCAGCGCUCUGAUCUCAAUGGACCCGUUGACAAUAACAACACCCCGGAGACAAAGAAGGUGGCAUCGUUUCCAAGUUUUGUGGCUGUUCCAGGGCCCUGUGAACCAGAAGACCUCAUCGAUGGGAUCAUCUUUGCUGCCAACUACCUGGGGUCCACCCAGCUGCUCUCAGAACGGAACCCUUCCAAAAACAUCAGAAUGAUGCAGGCGCAGGAGGCCGUCAGCCGGGUCAAGAAUUCUGAGGGGGACGCCCAGACUCUGACCGAAGUGGAUCUCUUCAUCUCAACUCAGAGGAUCAAGGUGUUAAAUGCGGACACACAGGAAACCAUGAUGGACCACGCCUUGCGCACCAUCUCCUACAUUGCGGACAUUGGGAACAUCGUGGUGCUGAUGGCCAGGCGCCGCAUGCCCCGGUCGGCCUCUCAAGACUGCAUCGAGACCACCCCCGGGGCCCAGGAGGGGAAGAAGCAGUAUAAGAUGAUCUGCCACGUGUUCGAGUCCGAGGACGCCCAGCUGAUCGCCCAGUCCAUCGGCCAGGCCUUCAGCGUGGCCUACCAGGAGUUCCUGCGGGCCAACGGCAUCAAUCCCGAAGACCUGAGCCAGAAGGAGUACAGCGACAUCAUCAACACCCAGGAGAUGUACAACGAUGACCUCAUCCACUUCUCCAACUCAGAGAACUGCAAGGAGCUGCAGCUGGAGAAGCACAAGGGCGAGAUCCUGGGCGUGGUGGUGGUAGAGUCAGGCUGGGGCUCCAUCCUGCCCACGGUGAUCCUGGCGAACAUGAUGAACGGCGGCCCGGCUGCCCGCUCAGGAAAGCUGAGCAUCGGAGACCAGAUCAUGUCCAUCAAUGGCACCAGCCUGGUGGGGCUGCCCCUCGCCACCUGUCAGGGCAUCAUCAAGGGUCUCAAGAACCAGACGCAGGUGAAGCUCAACAUCGUCAGCUGUCCGCCGGUCACCACGGUCCUCAUCAAGCGGCCUGACCUCAAGUACCAGCUGGGCUUCAGCGUGCAGAACGGAAUCAUCUGUAGCCUCAUGCGAGGGGGCAUCGCGGAGCGAGGCGGUGUCCGUGUCGGCCACCGCAUCAUCGAGAUCAACGGGCAGAGCGUGGUGGCCACAGCCCACGAGAAGAUAGUCCAGGCUCUGUCCAACUCUGUUGGGGAGAUCCACAUGAAGACCAUGCCCGCCGCCAUGUUCAGGCUCCUCACGGGCCAGGAGACCCCGCUGUACAUCUAGGCCGCCAGCCUGUAGUGCCCAGCCCGCCCGGGCCUGCAGGAGCCGAGGCCCAACCCAGGACCUGACCCCUGACCCCACAGCCCACCAAGGACACUGGCUCCCCUAAAGGGCGUGCCCUCAACACCUACUCUUUUUUGGACAAAAAGGGGUAUGUCUUUAUCAAAGGAGCGUCACAGGAACCAGUCUUUGUAGAACGUUGAGUAUUUUGCCACAUCCUGCAUUUCCUCGUCUCGACUGCCCAGUGUGUCUGUUUGUCCCUCUGUGGUGUGGAGUGUGUCUUGCUCCCUGAAGCCGUGGAGGGCGGACGUGGGUGCCUCUGGAGGUGGCUGUGAAGGGAGUCCUCGAGGACAGUGAGCUCGUGGGGUGGCAGUGAUGGCUCCUCCUGCCCCUUUGGCUGGAGGUCAGGGUCCUUCGGGGGGAGGGCACCCCGACAGCACCGAACCGGCUGAUUUGGCUGCUGCCUUCUCGGCGGGAGUGUGGGCAGCCCAGCUCUCAGGAUGUGACUUGUUAUUGAAUUUGGGAACAUGUGAUUGUAUUUAACGAGAAAGGCGACGUUCCUGAGUUAAAUAAAAGAUGAUGGCCUCAA